CCUCUUCACGCAUUGAGGGCGCCAACACGCACAGCGCCGCCAGCGGCAACUGCCGUUUCGGCUCGCCAUUUUACACGAGCUGCGCUGUGUGGUUGCCCGAAAAAAUGAUGUCUUUGUCAGGUUUACGGCCAGUUUUUGCCGGGUUAUCGAGGAGACUGUAUGCUGCCCAGGUGGCUACAGCUACACAGUCGGCAGACAAAGCCCCUCUCCCACAAGAAUCUGUGCAGGUUUCCAAGCUGAACAAUGGUUUGACGGUAGCCUCGUUGGAGAACCACUCCCCGGUCUCACGGAUUGGCCUGAUGGUCAACGCCGGUUCCCGCUACGAGACCAGUCAGAAUCUUGGUGUUACCCACUGUCUCCGCAGUUAUGCCAACCUGACAACAAGUAAUGCAACGACUUUUAAGAUCACAAGAGGUUUGGAUGAGAUCGGUGCCAGUUUUGAAGCCACUACCACUCGAGAUCUCAUGAUCUACUCCAUGCAAUGUCUACGAACUCAUUUAGAUGAAGCCGCGUCCUAUCUGCAGGCAGCAACCACCGGUCAGCAGUUCAGACCCUGGGAGAUCAAGGACAACAGGCAAAGACUCUUCUUUGAUCUGGCGUCCGUCAGAGACCAACUGCAGAUCGAGGUUCUGGAGAACUUGCACGCUGCUGCCUUCAGAACUACCUUGGGCCGAUCCCUGUAUGCUCCGGAGUACAUGGUGGGCAAGAUAGGCAGCGAGAUGCUGCUGGAGUACGUCAACAACAUGUACACGGCCGAAAAUAUGGCUCUAGUGGGAGUGGGUGUUGACCACGGCGACCUGAAGGCCUUUGGGGAGAAGUUUGACGUCAAGAGAGGCUUUAAGACAGUAGCUCCAGCUGCCAACUAUGCAGGAGGUGAGAUUCGCAGCCAGCGAGAUUCCCCGUACUCGUACGUCGCGGUGGGCGUCCAAGGCGCGGCCCUGAGCAGCAAAGAACUCCUGACCCUGGGUGUCCUGCAGCAACUGAUGGGUGCUGGACCUUACAUCAAGCGGGGCAGUCAGCUGGCAUCGUCCAAGCUGUCUCAGGCCGCUAGCAAGGCAACCACGGUCCCUUUCUCGGCAAAUUGUUUCAACAUGUCAUACACUGACUCUGGACUCUUUGGAAUGUUUGCCGUUACCCACGCCGAGCAAAUGGGAGCUAUGCUGAAAUCCAUGAUGGGUCAGAUGGGUGCCGUCACCAAGGGAAACAUUGAUGACAAGGACCUCUCCAGAGCAAAGAACCAGCUGAAAGCCUCUAUCCUGAUGAGUCUUGAGAACCAGUCUACUGUCUUCGAAGACAUCGGAGUGCAGGCCCUGUGUACUGGGGACUAUGUCUCACCAGCAGCCAUGAUGGCAGAGGUAGAUGCCAUCACUGGACAAGAUGCACUCAAGGUGGCCAAGCGGAUAUUCAAUGGCAAGCUAUCCAUGGCAGCUAGCGGAGACUUAGACAACACACCUUAUCUGGAUCAGCUACUGAGUGCAUAGUCAUCAUUAAUACUUCUAUAAUUAACCCUCAAGUAGGAUUCUGUACAGGAAAAUGCUAUAGGAGACGUUUGGAAUUGAUUCGGGGAAAACAAUGACGAUGACAGCAGAAAGUGGGAACUUCUGUUUCAGAACAGUUGUGUUUAGGAAAAUCAUCUUGAGAGUCAGGCAAAUUUCUCCAAAGUCUGCCCAAGUCUUAAUUGGUGCUGUUUGUCAACAAGUUAAUUGACAAUCUGACAAUCUGAGUCAUUUGUUUUGAAUCUGAUGAAAUCUCCAUCCACAUUGCUUGAUGCGCUGGUAGAGUUUGUGCUUCAAAAUUUUUACGUUGGUAUUUGUUUGAACUGGGGAUCAUUACUGGACAGGGAACUUGGGAGAUUUGAAUGUAAAAUUACCAAUACACUGAGAAUCAAUUAUAAACUGGUAUUUUGAAAGGCACCAGUGUGUUUUUAUUAUGUAUACAUAUGUUCAUAAUAUUGAUCUUAAUUUGAAGUGAUUUGGGAGGAAAUUGUUUCAAUUUAUGUCUGGUUAAAAUAUGUCCAAUACUUUAGAAACCCUUUUAAUUGAUUGCACAGUUCAACAUUUUAUUUAUUUUCUGCCCAUUUCAUCAUACCUAAACAAAAUCUUGUCAUAUUUGAAAAAGGGGAACUUUGUUCAGUUCACCAGUCAACGUCUCUCCAAUUUGAGAACCUAGAUGCAUUAAAUAAGAAUUUUCCCCUAUUUUUUUUUUUAUUGUGUGAAAAUGGGUAGAUUGCAAGAGAUAACCAACUAAAAUUUAGUUAACUGAAUGAUAUGUAUCUUAAUAUGACUGAUGUACGGGGCGAUACUCGCAUUUGAAGCUGUUCAUCGGUCGGAACCCAUCACCGGUUUAAAAUCCACUUUCCCAUGUGGAGUGUACAUUUGAUUUGGUUGUUACGUUAUCAAUUGUUUGAUUUGAUAUCAAAUAAAAAGAGUGUUUGAUUGGAA
Molecule: messenger RNA, 2441 nt
Organism: Patiria miniata (bat star)
Lineage: Eukaryota; Metazoa; Echinodermata; Asteroidea; Valvatida; Asterinidae
Gene: uqcrc2
Product: cytochrome b-c1 complex subunit 2, mitochondrial-like
Exons: 12
Coding region: 105-1481 (458 amino acids)
Cellular component (GO): mitochondrion
Molecular function (GO): metal ion binding
Source: RefSeq, a predicted model, not a curated record